Ixodes scapularis (black-legged tick) is the source of this 4388-nucleotide messenger RNA. RefSeq names its product leucine-zipper-like transcriptional regulator 1. Bases 334 to 2721 code for a protein of 795 amino acids. Gene Ontology annotation, molecular function: protein binding. The record is from RefSeq and is a predicted model, not a curated record. Gene Ontology annotation, cellular component: Golgi apparatus. Lineage: Eukaryota; Metazoa; Arthropoda; Arachnida; Ixodida; Ixodidae. The transcript has 20 exons.
AUCAUCAUCGGUUUCAUCAAUAUCAAUAACAACAUAAACGAACUGGAAAAACUCUCAAGAGCGUCGUGCGGGAUGCUGCAGUAGGUUGCCUUCUGCGGAAGCAGAGAUCGAGAUGCUGCAUUGAUAGCAUUUAGUAGCAUGUCGCGGUAAACGGCUUCUCGCUUUGGUGUCCCGGUUAUGAUCUCUACUUAGACGCCAAGCCCUGCCGCGCCUACGAUGACAUUGGAGCGGGCAAACCAUCCCUAAAACCACACUGCCUGUUGAACACUUGGGCCGAACACAGCUGCACCGCUUCGCCAAAGUGUCGUCACGCUCAAAGCGUGACCUGCCAAGAUGGCGAUUGCCAGACCCCCGGGUCUGGACUUCGACCACAAUUGGCCCGAGAGCGCCGAGUGUCUGAUGCUGGACUUCGGCCCCUUCGAGACGGUGCACCGCUGGAGACAGAUGCCCAACUGCGACGAAUUCGUCGGAGCGAGGAGAAGCAAGCACACGGUGGUGGCCUACAAAGACGCCAUCUACGUGUUUGGGGGCGACAACGGCAAGCAGAUGCUCAACGACCUGCUGCGCUUCGACGUCCGAGACAAGUCUUGGGGAAGGGCGUUCACCACGGGCUCCCCUCCUGCGCCACGCUACCACCACUCGGCGGUUGUCCACGAGAAGAGCAUGUUUGUUUUUGGGGGCUACACCGGGGACAUCCACUCCAACUCCAACCUGGCCAACAAGAAUGACCUGUUUGAGUACAACUUCACCACCGGCCAGUGGAUUGAGUGGAAGUUUGAGGGCCGCAUGCCGGUGCCACGAUCCGCGCAUGGAGCAGCGGUGUACGACGGCCGGCUGUGGAUCUUUGCCGGCUACGACGGCAACGCCCGCCUCAACGACAUGUGGUCCAUGUCCCUCUUGGGAGACUCCCGGACCUGGGAAGAGGUUCCCCAGCGGGGGGACUGCCCCCCCACCUGCUGCAACUUCCCGGUGGCCGUGGCCCGGGACAGCAUGUUCGUCUUCUCCGGCCAGAGUGGGGCCAAGAUCACCAACAGCCUUUUUCAGUUCCACUUCAAGGACAAAUUCUGGAGCAGAAUAUCGACGGAGCACAUAUUGCGCGGGGCGCCGGCUCCCCCGACGAGGCGCUACGGGCACACGAUGGUCGCCUUCGAUCGCCACCUCUACGUCUUCGGUGGGACGGCCGACAGCACGCUACCCAACGACCUCCACUGUUUUGACCUGGACUCGCAGACGUGGUCCAUCAUCCAGCCGUCUGCAGACAGCCAGGUCCCCUCCGGGCGGCUGUUCCACGCGGCGGCCGUGGUCGGGGACGCCAUGUACGUGUUUGGGGGCACAGUGGACAACAAUGUGCGGAGCCGGGAGAUGUUCCGCUUCCAGUUCUCCUGCUACCCCAAGUGCACCCUCCACGACGACUUUGGGCGCCUGCUCGAGACGCAACAGUUCUGCGACGUCCAGUUCCUCCUCGGAAGGGAGGAGGUCCCAGUGCCGGCCCACGUCGGCUUUGUGGCCGCAAGAUCUGCAUGGCUCCGGGACAAGAUUCGCAAGGCUCGGGAAAAGCAGGAAGCCCAGGCUCUCGUCGACGUGGAGGGCAACCCCGAGCUGGCCCCCUGGGGCCCCAUGGGGCCGCCGAUCCUGCAGGUGCGGCUGCCCGACGCGGUGCCCGAGGCCUUCGAACUGGUGCUCACAUACAUCUACACGGAUCGCAUCGACCCCACCCGCAAGAGUCGUGACCCCAUGAGUGACCGAAUAGUUCUCCUCAUGAUGGACGUCUACAGGCUCGCAGUCCAAUUCCACAUGCGGCGGCUGGAGCACCUGUGCGUCCAGUACCUGGAGGCCGCCAUCAACCACCGCAACGUGCUCGUGGCGCUCCAGAAUGCCUCAGACCUGCGUCUGGAUUUCAUCAAGGAGUUCUGCCUCAAGUUCAUAGUGAAGGAGAGCACGUACAACCAGAUAGUGAUGAGCAAAGAGUUUGAGACCAUCGCCCAGCCCCUGAUGGUGGAGAUCAUCCGCAGGAGGCAGAUGCCCUCCGUGCGCUCUCUCCAGGAGCCGCUCUUCGACUACACAGGCACGACCUUGGAGCAGGACAUGGAGAGCUUCCUGCGGGAGGUGGGGCGGGAGUUCUGCGACAUCACCCUUCUGCUGGACGGGCAGCCCAUCCCAGCCCACAAGUCAGUGCUGGUGGCCCGCUGCAGCUACUUCGAGGCCAUGUUCCGCUCCUUCAUGCCUGAGCACAACACCGUUAAUAUUGCCAUCGGGGAGAUGAUUCCGUCCCUGCAGUCUUUCAACACGCUGUUGAGGUACAUCUACUACGGAGAUGUGACGAUGCCUCCCGAAGACUCCCUGUACCUGUUCUCGGCGCCUUACUUCUAUGGGUUCACCAACAACCGGCUUCAAGCCUUUUGCAAGGAAAACCUGGAGAUGAAUGUCACCUUCGAAAACGUCAUUCAGAUCCUAGAGGCAGCUGACAAGAUCCAAGCCACAGACAUGAAGAAGCAUGCCUUGAGCCUCAUUGUCCACCACUAUCCAAAAGUGGCCCGUCUUCCGCGGCUCCAGGGCCUGAGCAGGGAGCUGCUGCUGGACAUCCUGGAAGCCCUGGCAGACGACAUGAGCGACUCAAAGCUGUGUCAGGACGUGUCAUCUGCCAGCCUGUGCAGCGACUCGGCAGGAUCCACAAGCUUAGUCUUCGACCCAAGUCCGUGCCACGAAGCGGGGUGCAAGUGAAGGUCGCCCGGCGCGGUCGAGCGGACUCGUGCGCUCGGUCCCGCCAGAGCCACCGAAUAGGCUACGGCUGGUUUGUGCACUAUCGAGUGCUUACGACCAAUUGCGUUAAAACCUCUCGUGAUCUCUUGCAGCUAAAGAACACACCGGUGCCAUCUGUCAGGUGGUCGUGUAACACCGGCAAUUUCCUUACCUUUCUCACUUUUUUUUGCGGAUUAUUUUCCCUUUAGUGGCUCAAAAAGCUAUCGACAAUCUCGUAAGUACGGUCUUCUUUUUUCGGAAAAUAGCGACAUACCCCGAACGUUUGGGGUCCUUUGGUAUAUAUUAGCAACAGCUUUAUUUCGUGUUGACCCAAAACGCAGCCUGCUUUUAACUCUCUGCAAGGAUGCCGAUUUCUCGGGAAACCGAAUUCCCGAUCUCGUUUUCUUCUGUCGUCGGUACUGGGACAAAUUCGCAGCGUUUGGGUCACGUGCACUAUCACGGGGGAUGGCAAUCCUACGUCCCCCAUCUUGUUUCCUUCAGUGUAUGCACCGACACAUUCUGACUUUUUGUCCGGCACCGAAAAUCGACACUGAAAAACACUGAAUACGUGGUGAAAAAACAAACCCCCAAAAAUAUGCCCCAAAAAUCGAAGAACAGUGAACCCCAAAAGCACGGAACCCUAGUUACAAGUGACCGUUUCCCACAGAUAGCACAUACGUUCCAUCUCGCAAAUACAUUCUCGGAAACUUUCGCUCCGGCGAGUUGCAGUUCAGGGCCCGCCUCGUAGACGACGCCAGCGUGCCGGCGUGCACUCUCUUCGCAAGAGAUCGGCAAAACUCUGUCGUAAGUGGACGCAAGUGCUUGGACCAGCCUUCAGAGUGACGACACCUCGGCCAUCUUGGUGCUCGGAAGUCCGAAGACUAAUUCGAAAUCACAAAAAACGCUUUUCCGUCUUUCAGAAACGUUGAAACGAUCUACCUUGGAGCAACACCGUAUCGCCCGAGCUUCCUUGUCUAAAGCUUGGGAAGCCGUAUUUUUAGUCGUAAAGAUCCCCGGCGGCUCUGCACUUAGGACCGGAAUGGCGGCGCCCGUAAAAAAAGCCAUUACUUCGAGCGUAGCUUGUUCAGUGGCUCUGGGUACCGCAAAGAUCGGGGAGGGACUGUCGUCUGCUUACCGUUUCUGCUGGGGAUCUCCAGCAGUCUGCUUCUAUGCGGAGCGCAAGUUCGUCUGCUUGCACAGGGGUUGCGAUGAUGUCUGAAUGCCAAGCUCUUAUUGGCUGAGUGAAAUAAAACGAAAAAAUGCAGUGGGUAGGCCACUGUCCUUCCAAUGAAAGUCAAUUGGAACUCGGCAUCGUUCCGAUGUCACCACAACCCCUGUUCAAAAAGCAGACGACUUGCUCUCCGCAUUGGUUUGGGAAGGAUUAUGGUGCUGGUCGGCGCCCUGUGUCCCUAAUGGUCGGUGACUGCUGCCAAACGUCUGUUUUCGUCCGCUUUUGUCUGCCCUUUCGUUUACUGGAAGGGAGGACCCGUGGAGGCUUUACGGAUAUUAUUUAUACUAUUUAUUGUACAUUCCAUUGUGUCCUUCCUCAUCAGUGUUUGUGUGCAUAAUUUACAUUUCCCUAUAUUUUUUCAUUGUUCUCUUUGAAAAGUCUAAUAAGAUAAUAAUAAAGAAAAAUCUUCUCUAUAUUA